Messenger RNA from Ctenopharyngodon idella (grass carp), 4769 nucleotides. RefSeq names its product 5-hydroxytryptamine (serotonin) receptor 1A b (gene htr1ab). The record is from RefSeq and is a predicted model, not a curated record. Gene Ontology annotation, cellular component: plasma membrane. NCBI's taxonomy places the organism in Eukaryota, Metazoa, Chordata, Actinopteri, Cypriniformes, Xenocyprididae. The coding region runs from base 802 to 2043 and encodes 413 amino acids. Gene Ontology annotation, molecular function: G protein-coupled serotonin receptor activity. Gene Ontology annotation, biological process: regulation of behavior; regulation of vasoconstriction; regulation of hormone secretion. The transcript has a single exon.
CCGGAACAGAGAUACAUACUGUACGUCACACGGUAAUUAUUUUAUUUCUCAUUCAUAGUCAUUCACUUAUUUAUUCAAACAUUCAAGACACCCCAACCUAAACCACACGAAUGCACAAAUAAUGCAGAGUAAACUUUUACAAACACAGAAAAUUAGUGUAGCGGCACGCUGCACAAGUGUUUACAAAGAAUAUACUUUCAAGACCCCAAAUUUAGUUUUGACUUUCUAUGGGGGUGUUCAAGUCUGAAUCAUGGGGGUCAACCCAUGUGGGGGGCUGGAGGAAUUAGAGGUGUUUGGGCCAAAACGUUCAGUUUUCUCAGCAGCAGACGCGCUACAGCAGGUGGCAGCAGCAGCAGCAAUACAGUUUUCAUCUCGACGGGUGUCGAGGACUGCAGUCCAAAACACGAGUAACAGUCAGUAUCUCAAGAAAAAAGUUCAUUUCUGAAGAAAAAGUUCAGUCCUUUAACAUUUCUGGGAAAUUAACCCCUUUCUAACACGUUUUAUUAAAGCCAGCACCUGUUGGAAUUGCUUCAGUAGUUUGUUUUUACAAAUCAGGUAUGGUGAGGAUGGACGGAUCUCACUGGAAGAAAUUCUGGAAAAACACAUAUUGAAUGUCGAGCCCACCCGAUACACCUGCGUAGGUAACUGACGUCUGGACCACAGCUGAUAUAAAUGGAGCCGCGUCGCCACAAGUCGUCAGUAAUAAUGUUGAUGGUUGGCAUCGCCUUCAAGUGUGUGAGCUCCUCUGAAUGGAGUAGUGCUGUUUACUGAAGCUUCUGCGAAUUUUAUGCUCUACGCGACAUGGAAGAAAACAACGCCACGUCCUUUUCAUUUCAGAACGACAGUGGUUUAGAUCAACAAAUCGACAAUGUGACUUUACCUGUGAAGGUUCCUCUAAGUUAUCAGAUCUCCACGUCUCUGCUGAUCGGCGCGCUCAUUCUAUGUUCCAUAUUUGGAAACGCAUGUGUUGUGGCGGCUAUUGCUUUGGAAAGAUCCCUGCAAAAUGUUGCAAACUAUCUGAUCGGAUCACUUGCCGUGACGGACCUCAUGGUGUCGGUGCUUGUGUUGCCCAUGGCGGCUCUUUAUCAAGUUUUAGACAAGUGGACACUUGGACAGGUAACUUGUGAUAUUUUUAUUUCUUUAGACAUUUUAUGUUGCACAUCUUCCAUUCUGCACCUGUGCGCUAUAGCUUUGGAUAGAUACUGGGCGAUCACCGACCCUAUAGACUACAUGAAGAAAAGGACAUUAAAACGUGCCGCUCUUUUAAUCACCGUUACCUGGUUUGUCGGCUUUUCAAUUUCAAUUCCACCCAUGUUGAUUAUGAAAUCUCAGCCCAAGAGUAAAGCAGAAGACAUGGCCAAUCCUGAAGCUUGCAUGAUCAGCCACGACCCGUGGUACACUAUUUACUCCACCUUUUGCGCUUUUUACAUCCCCCUGAUUCUCAUGCUGGUCUUGUAUGGACGCAUAUUCAAAGCGGCAAGAUUUCGCAUUCGCAAAACCGUUCGAAAACCUGAGAAAAAGAGGGUGAAAUGUUUGACUGUGUCGCCUGCGCUUUUUAAGCGCGCGAACGGAGAGUUGGGCAAAAACUGGAAAAGCGCAGUCGAACCCAAGCCCGCCGCGUGCGUAAACGGCGCGAUUAAGCACGCGGAGGACGGCGAGUCUUUGGAGAUCAUCGAGGUUCACAGCAAUUCCAAAAACAACCUGCCUCUACCCAACACGCCAAACUCUGUCCCUCUGUUCGAGAACAAACACGAAAAGAACACCGAGGCGAAGAGGAAGCUCGCUUUGGCGCGCGAGCGCAAGACAGUGAAGACUCUGGGCAUUAUAAUGGGCACUUUCAUUCUGUGUUGGCUGCCAUUCUUCAUCAAAGCGCUCGUGAUGCCUUUUUGUCCAUCUUGUGAUAUGCCUUUGUGGCUCAAAGACGUUAUUAAUUGGCUCGGAUAUUCCAACUCCCUUUUGAAUCCCAUAAUUUACGCAUACUUCAAUAAAGACUUUCAGAGCGCGUUCAAGAAAAUCAUUAAAUGCCAUUUUUGCAGACCAUAAGCAUCCUGCAUUUUCAGUUAGAAAACGCGUUUGACCAGUAUUGAUUGCUCAGAAAAAGAAUGGUGUAUUUUAACAGCACUGAAAACUUCCUUUUUAGUACCAGUAUACAUAUAAAUUAUUUACUCUGAUUGAUUUUAUAUAUCAGAUGUAUAUUCUAUAAUUAUAUCAGGUUACAUAAUGUGUACUGAAAAUGUUUUUCAUGUCAAUGACAAACACAUAUCAUGUCCAUGAUGUGAAAAUAAAGAAGUCUUAUGUGUUUUUGUCCUUGUUUUUUGAAUGUUAAUAUAUGCAGAGACCAAAAAAUCAUAAAUAGGCUACUAAUGUGUUUGUGAAUGAGAUCACAUGAUAAUAUGCUGUGCAAUGCUCAAAAUGACUGAAUUAAAUAAUUAAAAAAUAAACAUUUGUACUGAUGAAUAUUAUAUUUUAACAAUGGCUAAAUUAAAUCAGGAAUAGCAAAAAAAAAAAAAAAAAAACCUCACUUUUAACGCUUGAUAUGAAUGGACAUAUUAACAUGUUCAAUGAUUUGGAUGGAGAGAGGCAUAUGUGCAUAUAUAUAUAAAAGAAUGAAUAUAAACCUAUAUGUUUUUUUUCCAUUGUGUCUGAUGGCACAUGACAGCAUUUCACAGAUCAAGGAUUUCAACAAGCUAAUCACAGGAGGUGUCCUAUGCUGACACUUACUCAAAGUGCAUUAUUAAUAUUUGCUACUUUGACAGCUGUUUUUUCUCUCUCUCUCUCUAGAGACAGGUAUAUUGAUGUGUCACUCUCAGUCCAUCAUUUACAUGCGUCUUUAUACUUUUCCUCUUUGCCAUGCAGACACUUUAAAACCCAUUAAUCCUGACUUGCGCCUUCAUCACCUUUGGAACAGAGUGUAAACCUUGUGUGAAACAAUGGAUACAAAGGAGCGAUAGAGUGGCCAAAAGAUCCUCUUAACAAAUCCCUUCAUAAAAGAAUGUUUUCACAACAAGAUGCUCCACCGCACAUUUUUCUUUUGAUGACAGAAAUCUCAAGGCUUUUACAUGAUCAGGAAUGUGCCAGUGCAAAUUGUGCCAACGAAUUAUAUUAACAGGUCCCCAGUUGCCGCUGUUUGUCAACAAAUGAAUUCUUGUUUAAACAAAAUUGUCAGUUUUUUUAAUCAGUGCUGAAACUGUGAUUUGUGCAUUCAUUUACUAAAAUCAUUUGUGUCCCAUUAAAGCAACCAAUCUACUGGGUAAUUUUUUUUUGGAGGACUGCAGUAGGAUCAAAGUCUCAAAAGUUGCUCAACAGCCCUGCCAUCCAGUUUGAAUCACUAAAAGCCACUCAACAGAGCAGACACAGUGAUGCUGGUCACCAUAGCGACACUCAGAUGUUUCAAACUCUGGGUCUGAGGUGCAAUUAUCUGAUCAAAGGCCUAGGACAAUACACAGAGCCCACGUGCACACCCACAGCUGGCAUGAUUUAGCGACCUGAGGAUCCACAGCUAUUUAUUACCAAUGAGAAACCUCUAGAACCCUGCAGAGAAACAUUGCUGAUCGCUCAACAAACAUUGUUGAGGUCCAUGAUUGUCUAUUUUGCGUUAGAGCUCUGGCAGAAUAGCUUAAGAGCUCACUACAGUACAAAUAGUUUAAAAUUGGAUAACAAAUAAACUUUUUUAAGCUAUUACUAUGUCUGUCAAGCUCUGAAAGGGUUAGUAUACCAAAAAUCCAUUUGUCCACAAUGCUAUAUUCCAAAAUACUGUAGUUUUGUGUCAGUAUCCAAUGAAUAUGUUGAGUGGUAAUCAGUGAAUACUGGAUAUUUCUGUUUUUAUCUGGGUUCAGCCGAGAUAACAUAGUUGAAAAUAUAAUGUCAGCAAAUGUAGGUGUUAAAUAAAUAAAUGAAAACAGUUAUUCAGGUUUAAAAAAAAAAAAAAGUGACACUAUGAAAUUUCGUAAUCAGGCUUUCAAUGAGCUCUGUCUGAGAAACAUUAAUUCCAUUUUUCUCAGUCUUUCAACAAACAAUAAUCAGAGGCAGAUGCACUGUCAAAAGAAGAGAUUCUGGAAAGUCCAAUGUAAUCCAGCCAGCUGAACGCUGAUUCUCGAGUGGCCGUUCUUCACAGUGGGCAAGACACAAAGGUUUAAACUCAAGAACACAGCUCAACCAUACGUAAUUCCCUGGAAAAUUGGUACAUACAAAACAAAAAAAAACAAAAAAAAAACAUCCUUCUUGAGUGUUGUGCACACUAGAAGCAAUUGUCAAACAAACCAAAAAUAAAACAACAAAGAAUCCAAUAGUCCUGUGGUUCAUAAGUAGCUUGAGUGUGCGUCAAUGAAAGCUUUCCCAGAGGUGGCAGGUGCUAGUGUUCAACUUCAGUCGAAGGACAUAUGAAAGAUAAUAUUUCCAAAUCACUUCAUUCAAAAUCAGCACAGAAGAAAAAGUACAUACUAUAUAUGGAAAAGAAUACCUUUUCUGAAAGUCAAUAUUCCACAAAAUUGCAAUUUGUUGUUCUUUUUCGUUUUAGUUUUGGGCUUUUUGCCAUUUUUAAUGAAAGAGACAGUUGAGAGAAGACAGGAAAUUAAGGUGAGGGAAAGUGGGAUGACACUAGAAUUGAAGUCAUGUCUCCUGCUUAUGGAGCCACUGUUUUUUUGUUUUGCGUCUGGAGCAUUAAAGGGUUAGUUCACCCAAAAAUGUCAUUUAUUACUCACCUUCAUGUCGUUCCAAACCCGUAAGACCUUCGUUCAUCUUCAGAACACAAAUUGAGAUAUUUUUGAUGA